AUGAAUAGUAUCUCGGAUCAGCUGGCAGAUUUCGAAAAAUUACGUAUAUCUGCCCUGACAAAAGCUGCUGAAAUAAGUCCACAUGUAAAAGAAGUGACAAUAGGGCCUAAAAGUCCUGUAAAAAAAUCUAGCAUUAAAGAAAAUGUUCCUGUUAAAAAUUAUGAGAUGCCUACAAACUUGCUAGAGGAUAAGCUUGGCGAUGAUCUACGAUAUACUCUAAUGUUAAAAAGAUAUGAAGCAAAACUUCAAGAGUCCUCCGAGCAACUGUUUAAAAAUUUAGUUGAAAAGAUGAUUGCAAAGCGCACUGAAAGCAUGCGAACAUUUUGGAAAAAGCAGAGUGAAGAGUGCGAGCGUAAAUCACUAGAGCUACGGGCGCGAAAGUUGCAAAUGUUAAAGACAUUACAGGAGAAUGACAAUCUGUCUGUAUUAGACAAAGCUAAAACGGAAGAACAAAAAUUCAAC
Iphiclides podalirius (scarce swallowtail) is the source of this 462-nucleotide messenger RNA. Lineage: Eukaryota; Metazoa; Arthropoda; Insecta; Lepidoptera; Papilionidae. The record is from the annotation of a GenBank genome assembly.